CCGAAAGGACUCAUUCACCAUUCUCCGUUAUGUCAGCUCCUUCGUUCUCGUCCUUCCCUCCUGUCUUCGAUUCUUUCCCGGAUCUAGAAUCUAGCUCAAGCACUCAACAACCUACUGAGGGACACGCGCACACAAAGCAUGACAGAAACAGAGAAAAGAAACGCAAAGAUGACAGAGAGAAUAAAGCAGACAAGGGCAAGGAAAGAAGGCACGAACAAGAUAAACGCGACAGGAAGGAAAAGAAAGGGCAUAGUCGUAGCACCAUGCCGGACAAUCUCGAUGAGCUUGACCGUAAAUCCUCGCGCCGGAGGAAGCGAAGUACAUCUGUCGAUGAAGACCGCGAGCGUACUGCAAAGGUCAUGGCAGCUCCAGAGAGCUACAAUCGUGUCUUCUUCAUAGACCGGAAAGGGGAUGAGCUUAAUGUCAGGUACGGUUCUCUGUAUGCCGGGGACGUCCCAAAGUAUUGGCAUGUUGGUCGUGGAAAGAAGGUACUUGGACUAGCACCUCAUCUUGGUGUCCUGUAUAGAGGAAGUAAGGGAGUUGAAAUCGGAGAACUGGGUUGGUACAAUAAGUCUCCUCAGUUGACCGACUCUCGCGCUCGUGCACUACUUAAAUCAGGACGAACUCGAAGACUGACAACGUCAUCUAAAACAACACACAAGUAUAACGAAAUAGACGGGUUCAUCAAACUCCCAUCCAGAAAGGGAAAGGAAAAGGAACAGGCGUACCGGUCAAUUGCCAUUGGUAGUAAAGAUGGAUCGGACUCAGAGUCAUCUUCAGUACGCAGUGGAAGCGAGGCGUCCGACUCCGACUCUGAUACAUCGCCUUUAUCUGCUCGCGAAGAGUCCCUUCGAAGUCUCGAGCAACGUCUAGCAAAGGAUCCGACAUCUGAACAAACAUGGCUUCUGUUGCUACAACACUCGGUCGGUGGCACAGAGCCUUCAAAUAAGAAUGCAGAGAAGGCGCGUGCCGAGAUCUCUGUCUCUAUUCUAGAACGUGCAUUGUCCGCACAUCCUUCCAACGCUACUUCUCCUCUCCUCCGUCUCAAGUACUUGAAGGCAGGCGAAAUGAUUUGGGAUACUGCAAGAACAAAAGCAGAAUGGGAUAAGACAUUGAAGACUAUCACCUCUGCCGAUAUCCUAGUCGAAUGGCUCGAUUGGAUAAUUCGUACUACCCCUAAUUUCAAUGCCGCGGUCGAGUCUGCGAUGAAGGCAAUCGAAAUUGCUAGCAAUGACAAGGAUGACUACGCGAGGCUCCGAAUAUUUUGGCGAAUCGCGACCUUUCUCAGACAAGCCGGUUACGUCGAACGCGGAUUCGCACUAUUUCAAGCACAAGCUGAAUUAACGUUUAAUGAACCAGAAGAGAACGUGACUGCAUCGCUCGAGCAGCGACUUGACUCAUUAGAAGAGUUCUGGGAGUCCGAAGCUCCUCGAAUGGGGGAAGCAGGAGCAAAGGGCUGGAAGACUUGGAUUGCGGACAAGCAAGGAGACGCUGGCAGAAAACCGCGUCGAGUUGACGAACUUGCGAAUCAUGACCCGUACACAAUUUGGCAUUUCGGGGAGGUAGAGUCGGAUAGGCGUCUGAUUUUUCCAGUUCGGAUGUCAAACCAGGAGGAUGACAAUACAGAAGAAGAUGACGUCGAGGCAGAAGAUGAAGACCCUUACGCUACUAUCUUAUUCUCGGACAUUCGGCCCUUCCUGAUUGACCUAAGAACGCCCAAGGCUCGAGAGAUAUUCCGACUUGUAUGGCUGUCGUACUUAGGUCUACACAUUCCUGGUCUUUCUGGCGCACUAUCAUCAACAAAUUUGGCCUCUGACGAUAGAUGGGCGGAUACUGCGCUCUUGCAACCUUGGUUUGUGCAGUCACUCCUCCCGCACUCCAAUGAUCUGCGUAUGAUCACGGCUGACUCUGUCAGUGGAGUUAUGGUUGGGAGAGAGAAAAGAUACUCAAAGGGCUUUGACGCUGUUAAAUCGUGGAGUUUGGGGGUACUUGAACCUUUGGAUGGUUUGACAGUCAGCGGUGAAUAUAGGAUGUGGCCUAGAGACUGCCUGGCAGGUCUCGAUCCAGACGUAAUAGACGUUAUGAGACGCAUCAUUAGAGAGCAUAAGCAUGACAGUGAACUUCCAGGUUGGAACUUAUCGGAACUGGCAUUUGAAGCGUCAAUGGGUCAGGGUGAAACCGCCCUGAAGCUUUCUCAGGCAAUGCUAGCAGAGAAUAGCUCAUCAGCGGAACUCCUUGCUACCCACGCACACUUAGAACGUAUCCGACAUAAAUACGACAAGGCACGCAAAGUGUAUAGAGUCGGGCUUCAAUCUCUAGCACGGAGCGGAAAGGAAGAUGUUGUUUGUCUUUGGUGGGGUUCUGCGGAACUAGAAUGGUUGCUCUCAAAGGACGAUGCCGCUUUAGAAGUUGUCCUGAGAUCCGCAGGUCAGGAAGGAGGGAGAACGGGUGUACAUAUUCUACGGGCGAAGAGACGGCUUGAAGAACUUUGUCAACCAGACUCGACCUCUGAAUGGAGAUUCCGCCUAAGGUGGAUGAAGUUGAGAAUCUUACUUGAACUGCUGGUUGGAACGCUCGACUCCGCAGUUGCAGUCGUGACGCAGUUCCUUGCCUACCAGGCAAAUGGGAGCUUGCAACACGAAUCGCUUACAGUAGCGAGAUUAUUAAUGCUGUAUCACCACACGGUGACAUUACAUAACCCUGCACCUCCAGCUAUACUUCGAGACCGCGUUCAGGAAGCUCUUGGUGUCUAUCCGAGCAACAGUAUCGUGGUUGGUCUUUUCCUAGAAUGCGAGAAGGGGGAAGGAGUAUGGGGACGAGUGAGAGGGCUACUAAGCGAAAGUGUGCCAGGAACAUUACAAGAAAAGUCAGUGGGUAGGCGGCUUAUUGAAGUCUGGAUUGCAAAAUGGGAGGAAGGACGUUGGUUAGGCGAGGUUGAGCGAACGAGAGCAGGGCUUGAAGCUGCUAUUAAGUCCGACAGAACCAAGGGAAGUGCUAUUCUCUGGAAAGUCUAUGUGAAAUUCGAGAUCGCAGCAGGCAACUUGAAGCGGGCAAAAGCGGUGCUAUUCAGGGCACUCAAAGAAUGUCCUCUCGUAAAAGAGUUGUAUCUACUCGCAUUUGAGGAGGAUUUACGGCAAGCGUAUACCCGACGGGAGUUAAUGGACCUUUCAGACACAAUGGCCGAACGGGGUAUUAGGCUUCGGCGGUCGUUAGGAGAGGUGUUGGAGAUGCAUGCUGAUGAUGCUGAUGAUAAAGCAGCGUCCGGAUCAGAAGACAGUGUGGGGGAGGACGAGGAUGAACAGGAGUACGAAAGCAGGGAAUUGAGGCGACUAAUGCCAUAUUAGCGUUAGCGUAGUGUAGCCGAGACCCAAGUAAAGAACGAAAAUUGUAUGUG
Molecule: messenger RNA, 3394 nt
Organism: Fomitiporia mediterranea MF3/22
Lineage: Eukaryota; Fungi; Basidiomycota; Agaricomycetes; Hymenochaetales; Hymenochaetaceae
Product: DUF1740-domain-containing protein
Exons: 9
Coding region: 30-3344 (1104 amino acids)
Biological process (GO): negative regulation of RNA catabolic process; regulatory ncRNA-mediated post-transcriptional gene silencing
Cellular component (GO): catalytic step 2 spliceosome
Molecular function (GO): protein binding
Source: RefSeq, a predicted model, not a curated record